Messenger RNA from Exophiala oligosperma, 1866 nucleotides. RefSeq lists its product as uncharacterized. Lineage: Eukaryota; Fungi; Ascomycota; Eurotiomycetes; Chaetothyriales; Herpotrichiellaceae. The transcript has a single exon. Bases 352 to 1617 code for a protein of 421 amino acids. Gene Ontology annotation, molecular function: oxidoreductase activity. The record is from RefSeq and is a predicted model, not a curated record.
GUCCCGUACAGCGUCGGAGAUCCCCUCGAUGGAACGUAUGGCAGGGGGGGUUUGUUCCCGAGAUUGUUAUAAGAGUGACCUGAAGUCGUCCUUCGUAACUUGCAGGUCAGCUUUUUUGUUAGUUUUUGUUCCAACCGCUCGGUUUGCCAGCCGCAUCUUGAGAUACCGAUACUCCGUACGUACCUUUGAUGUACCCUCGAUCAACAAGAGACGACUCGGCUGCAGCUUGAGAUUAUAUCAUUACUCGUAUCCUCGGGAUCUCACGACUCGUCAUAUCCAUCAAAUCUCAAAUACUCAACUAGCUAAAUCCGACUUGUAAGGUCCAUCUCCCUGGGAUCUCUUUUUAACAAGAUGGCACCUACGGCCGUCGACUCAACGGCCCUGCCGCCGUCGACUUCGACCCCGGUGAAACCCCAUCCGCACCAACCUCCUGGGGAAGAAGUCGAUCGGUCCAUCUUCCCGGACGGCUUCAAGACGUCGGGUCAACACCCACCCCUCUACGACAAGCUCUACCCAUACUCUUCGUUCCCAAAACACAUCGGCGGCGGCCCCACCGUCUGGUCGGCAGAAGAGUACGCCUCUCACCCGGAACGAUGGACGCACGUCUUUUCUGAAGCCGAGAUCGCCGAGCUCUCCGCUGCGGCCGACGCGUUUGUGGCGCAGGAGCUGCCUCUGACGGGCAUCAAUCCUUCCAACUUCCCCCUCCCCACCAUGGCGGCCAGCCUGGCGGCGAUGCGCAAUGAGAUCCUCAACGGCAAGGGGUUCAUCCUGUACAAGGGUUUCCCGGUCCACGAAUGGGGCAACCACAAGUCCGCCGUCGCCUACGUCGGCUUGGGCACGUACAUCGGGUACCCGGUCUCGCAGAACGGCAGGGGCCACAUCCUCGGUCACGUCAAGGACCUGGGCGAGGACAGCACGCAGAUCGACAAGGUCCGCAUCUACCGCACCAACGCGAGGCAGUUCUUCCACGCCGAUGACUCGGACGUCGUGGGCCUCCUGUGCGUCGCCCGUGCCCAGUACGGCGGCGAGAGCGACGUCGCGUGCGUCCACCAGGUCUGGAACAUUUUGCAGGCAGAGUACCCCGAUGUCGCGGAACUGCUGACGAAACCCGUGUGGUACUUCGACCGCAAGGGCGAGGUCAGCAAAGGCGAAGAGCCUUAUAUCCGAGCGGCCGUCAUGUAUCUCGAACCAUCGUCAUCGGACGAACCGACCAACCCGGAGCGUCAACAGCACAGAGUCUAUUGUAAAUGGGACCCGUACUACGUCCGCAGUCUGUCCAGGUUCAGCGACAAAGGCAUCAUCCCACCUCUGAGCGCCGAACAGGUCCACGCCCUCGAAACCCUCGAGGCCGUGUGCAACCGCGUCAAGUUGCACAUGAUCCUCGACGUGGGUGACAUUCAGUUCCUGAGCAACAGCCACGUCUUGCACGCCCGUACCGAGUACAGGGACCACCCGCCCGAGAGCGGCAUGCCGCGGAGACACCUCAUGAGGCUCUGGCUGAGCACUCCGGCUAGUGAAGGUGGUUGGACGUUGCCGUUCCCUGACAAUAACGAAAGGAAGAGGGGUGGCAUUCAGGUUGAUGACACGCCACCAGUGGCUAGGUUGGAUGCCGAUUAAGACCUAGGUAGAUGGGAAAUCUUUUGGCUUGCCAAAAUAGUAUCAAUCGUUCAAUCCUUCUUGAGUCGAGAUGAUAUAACAACCGAGUUGUUUGAUAUCGAUGUUGAUUUUGCUUGAGAUCGAAUGUGAGGUUCUCUCGUCAUUGAUCCCUGAAGCGUCACGAUAUCGGUUGCCCUGCGAAGGACACCUGAUUUUCUCCUCCUAAUGAUCAUCCUGUUUUCGGCUUUCAUAGUCCUAGUAAUAUCACCC